CCGUUGGGGACUGGGUGGGGUAUCCGGAAGUGAGACGAAAAAAAGGGAAGAGUUCAGGCAACUGAACAAAUUGGGUGAAGAGAAAGCAAGGGGAGGGCAGAAAGACUUCGUGACAUUAAAACUCAUUCAUUAAUUCGAAUAAGAAACCGAAUGCUUGCCUUAACAUCAAAGCGUUCAACGCGUCCUCGCUCGCGCUAAAUUCAACUUUCAUAACCUCCUGGCCGAGAUAAUACAUCUCGUUCCUGGUUUUUUCCUCUUUUUACGAACACUAUUAUUUGUAUCUAGUAAAAUUCAAGAAGGCGUCGGUCCAAUCAAAGAGACAAGCGCGUGAAGCAUCUGAUCCUCACGUUACUUCCACUCGCUCUGCGUUUGACUUGUUGGCGGGGCGUUGGUGCCUUGGACUUUUUUUUCUUCUCCUCUCUCUUUCUGUCGUUGUCUUCUUCGCGGCUCGGUCCACUACGCUGCUCGGGAGGAAUCCGAUUCAUUCGACUACACUACUCCUAAAGUAACACGUUAAAAAUGGCCGGAUCCAACAGCAUCGAUGCGGUGAAGAGAAAGAUCAAAGUUUUACAACAGCAGGCAGAUGAGGCAGAAGAAAGAGCCGAGAUUUUGCAGAGACAGGUCGAAGAAGAGAAGCGUGCCAGGGAGCAGGCUGAGGCAGAGGUGGCCUCUCUGAACAGGCGUAUCCAGCUCGUUGAGGAAGAGUUGGAUCGUGCUCAGGAGAGACUGGCCACAGCCCUGCAGAAGCUGGAGGAAGCUGAGAAGGCCGCAGAUGAGAGCGAGAGAGGGAUGAAGGUGAUUGAGAACAGGGCUCUGAAGGAUGAGGAGAAGAUGGAGCUCCAGGAGAUCCAACUCAAGGAGGCUAAGCACAUUGCUGAGGAGGCUGACCGCAAAUACGAGGAGGUGGCACGUAAGCUGGUGAUUGUUGAGGGAGAGUUGGAGCGUACAGAGGAGAGAGCAGAGCUUGCUGAGAGCAAAUGCGCUGAGCUGGAGGAGGAGCUGAAAAAUGUCACCAACAAUCUUAAGAGUUUGGAGGCCCAGGCUGAGAAGUAUUCCCAGAAGGAAGACAAGUAUGAGGAAGAAAUCAAGAUCCUCACUGAUAAGCUGAAGGAGGCCGAGACCCGUGCUGAGUUUGCCGAGAGGUCUGUGGCCAAACUGGAGAAAACCAUUGAUGAUUUGGAAGAGAAACUGAGAGAUGCUAAAGAAGAGAACAUCAAGAUCCAUGCCACUUUGGACCAGACCCUGAGCGAGCUCAAUAGUUUCUAAGGAAGACCCGGAGCAGGAAUAAAGCCUCUUCUUCCCUUCCUGACACCCUCAUCUCGUUUGGUUUCUUUGUCUCUGCACAUCUGAUUCUUCUGUUUUUCUGUUUCCCAUUUCUUUUCUUCUUUUUUUUUCUCCUGCUGGAGGACGGUCUCACCAAGCCAACCAGCAAAAAUGUGGUGCCUCUCGAUGUUUCAAACCGACUUUAAUCUUUCAGGAGCACUUAUUAAGCUUCACUGCUCAUCUCCUCAGAAAAUCCCAAGUGAUUUCAGGAAUGAUCUACUAUGGUAUUCCUAAAGUGUCAAAUUGUAUAUGCUAACCUUAGGGUAGCGGUUUGUUGCUUUGGUUCUUGACCAGAGCUUUACGAUUGUGGCAAGUUUUUUUCCACACGUCAGCCAAAAGUCUCAAUAAAUAUUUUUCAUUUUACUGUAUGCUGAUUACGUAACAUUUUGUGCCAUAACAGCCAGUCUCAGCUUGGCUUUAGAUGCAUUUUUCCCCUGAUGAUCAUGUGACACAAGAUGUUUUUUGCUGGUCUUGUUGGAGCCUGAUCCACUGCUCUCCUCUUACCUCUUUACACUCUACGUCCUGCACAAGUUUCUGCUGCCUGUUUGUCGGCGUCACAGGUUUUGGGACCAAAACCACAUCAUGUGGUCUGUAACAGUAUGCACAACAAUGCCGCGAGGACCUUUUUGUUUUUUUAUUAUUAAAAGCAUUUGCUUCCAGUUGGA
Molecule: messenger RNA, 1988 nt
Organism: Puntigrus tetrazona (Sumatra barb)
Lineage: Eukaryota; Metazoa; Chordata; Actinopteri; Cypriniformes; Cyprinidae
Gene: tpm3
Product: tropomyosin 3
Exons: 8
Coding region: 520-1266 (248 amino acids)
Biological process (GO): actin filament organization; muscle contraction
Cellular component (GO): actin filament
Molecular function (GO): actin filament binding
Source: RefSeq, a predicted model, not a curated record